Molecule: messenger RNA, 3209 nt
Organism: Cydia splendana
Lineage: Eukaryota; Metazoa; Arthropoda; Insecta; Lepidoptera; Tortricidae
Gene: Etf-QO
Product: electron transfer flavoprotein-ubiquinone oxidoreductase, mitochondrial
Exons: 15
Coding region: 27-1847 (606 amino acids)
Biological process (GO): electron transport chain
Cellular component (GO): mitochondrial inner membrane
Molecular function (GO): iron-sulfur cluster binding; electron-transferring-flavoprotein dehydrogenase activity
Source: RefSeq, a predicted model, not a curated record
AGUAUCGGAACGCAUGCUGUAAAAACAUGGCGGCGGCAAUUGUUAGUUCGGCUCGUCAGGUGGGGAGGCUAACAAAUGCUGCCAGAAGACUUUAUUCAGACCAAUUCCCGAAAAUAACAACACAUUAUACGAUACACCCUAGAGAUAAGGACCCAAGAUGGAAAGAUAUAAACAUGGAGCGUAUGGCAGAGGAGACAGACAUCCUGAUCAUUGGUGGUGGUCCAGCGGGCAUGGCUGCGGCCAUCAGAGCUCGGCAGAUUGCAGAGGAGAAGGGAGCUGAAGUACGAGUAACUUUACUAGAGAAAGCCGCCGAGGCCGGAGGCCACAUACUCUCAGGGGCCUGCGUGGAUCCCAUCGCGCUGAACGAGCUCAUACCCGACUGGAAGGAGAAGGGGGCUCCCAUGGACACGGUGGUCAAUGCUGACAAGUUCGGUUACCUAACCAAGAGCGGGAGAAUCCCUAUCCCUGUUUUACCAGGUAUGCCUAUUUACAACCACGGCUACUACGUGGUCCGGUUGGGGCACCUGGUCAGAUGGAUGUCGGAACAGGCUGAAGCGGCCGGCGCCGAGGUAUGGCCGGGCUGCGCAGGCGCAGAGCUCCUGUACCGCGACGACGGUUCCCUAAAGGGCGUGGCGACCGGCGACGUGGGCAUCGCCAAGGACGGCAGCCCCAAGGACAUGUUCGAACGCGGCAUGGAGUUCCAUUCCAAGAUCACCAUCUUUACUGAAGGUUGUCACGGACAUUUAACAAAGAUGGUAUCCAACAAGUACAAUUUGAGAGAGAAAAGUGAACCACAGUCGUAUGGUAUCGGUCUGAAGGAGCUAUGGGAAGUCAAACCCGAGAACCACAAACCCGGGCUAGUCGAGCACACAAUCGGUUGGCCAUUAGACAAGAACACAUACGGUGGUUCCUUCAUCUACCACUUGCAAGUGCCGGAGGGCGAGGCCCCCUUAGUGGCGACGGGCUUCGUCAUAGGACUGGACUACGCUAAUCCUUACCUGAGUCCGUUUAAGGAGUUCCAGCGAUUCAAGUUGCAUCCUUAUGUGAAGCCUCUGUUCGAAGGCGGAUCUCGGAUAGCGUACGGCGCUCGCGCGCUGGUGGAGGGCGGCUGGCAGUGCAUGCCCAUUCCAGUGUUCCCCGGCGGCUGCCUGGCCGGCGACACGGCCGGCUACCUCAACAUGCCCCGCAUCAAGGGCACGCACAACGCCAUGAAGAGCGGCAUGUUGGCAGCCGAGGCCGCGAUGGAUCUCAUAAUAUCGGGCGAGGCCACUCACGAUAAAGGCGUCGUACCCUCUGCAUACGAAGACAAGCUUAAGCAGUCCUUCGUUUACAAGGAGUUGAAGCAAGUCCGCAACGUGCGGCCGUCCUUCCACACUAAGUUGGGGUUGUGGGGCGGUCUGGCGUACGGGGGCUUCUCCGUGAUCUCGCGCGGAGCCGAACCCUGGACCUUCAGCCAUGGAGGAGCGGACCAUGCGAAACUAAAGCCGGCGAAGGAAUGCCAGCCCAUAGAAUACCCGAAGCCCGAUGGAGUCAUCACGUUCGACUUACUCUCGUCCGUCGCGUUGACAGGCACUAACCACGAGGGUGACCAGCCGCCACACUUGACGCUGAAGGACGACUCGGUGCCCGUCAAGAACAACCUCGGCAUUUACGACGGGCCCGAGGCCCGGUUCUGUCCCGCAGGUGUAUAUGAAUAUGUACCAAUGGAAACUGGAGACGGACAGAGACUACAGAUAAAUGCACAAAACUGCAUACAUUGCAAGACGUGCGACAUCAAGGACCCGUCGCAGAACAUCAACUGGGUGGUGCCGGAGGGCGGCGGCGGACCCGCGUACAACGGCAUGUAAAACAAUACGGACAAACUAUACCCUUAAAACCCCUUCUACACGACACAAUCUGAUUGCCAAUCAGCGGUGGUAUCACGGUCGCAUUUUUAUCACUUGUCAUGUCAUGCGUCACUUUCGCACUUACAUAGAGUUAUAUUUUAAACGCCACACUUCUAUGAAAUUAUGACGUUAAAUAACACUUACACUACGUAUGCUAUCAAAAUCGCUGCAGACUUUUCUUGGUCUAACUCUACCUGUUAGAACGUGACAAGCAUGAUGGCAGAUGAUUAAAAACCGACCAUCUUAGCCCUUCAGAACGGUCAAUAGAAUUACAAAUAAUCUUAACUUUAUAAAAUCAAUUUCGACCACUUCGAAACGAAAAAAUAUGAUUACCAAUGAAAAUUGGCCUAUUGUGGUCUGUACCACUUUGUGAUCAAUCAAACCUAAUAGGUAUUAGCCGUACAUGUGCUAAUAAUGUUGUCCGGUACGUCAAAUAAUGUGAGCGUACUCAAGAGCAAUGAAAUCUGGUAGCUUUGUUUAAUUUUUGUUUGUAUAAAGUGAGCCUUUUUCAAUCUUCUUAAAAGUGUAUAUAUCUGUAUGUACAAUGGAAUCUUUUACAUAUGACUAAUUAAUUCCGUUUACAUGUAAAUAAACUCUGCUGUGUUCAGAAGUAAUCAGUAUUGAGAUCUCAUUCAAUUGUUUACUUUUAUAACACCUUGUUUUGACAUAAAAAAAAUAUUUAACUAGAUCACGUGGUUAUCUCAUGCGCCGCAUCCAGAGACCGCGCCAGUGUGAUAACCGUUUCAUAUACCAUUUAAUCGGGACCGAAAUAAUAACUGUGUAUUGCUGUUUGUACUGUACUUACUGCACAGUUUUAAAGCUUAACACAUUCAUUGCCACCCAGCCAAACAAGACAUCCGCGCCAGGCCACAAUUUCGUCAUAUCGUGGUACUACUGCCACGAACCCGACUAUCGUCGUCCGGUCUGGGAACGAAAUCAUGAAAAAACCCGAUAGUCGGGUUUUGGGCACUGAAUGUUUUAACUAUGCCGUUGUUGGUUAUUGCACCUUAACCUUACCCAACUUAAGAUACAAAAUGAUGAUUACACCAAAUGAAAUUGUAACUGUUAUUUUCCUUAAAUCAUGGAAUAUGUCGUCGGUGCUUAUAUAUUUACGUGUGUUUGCGACGUGAAUGAAAUGUGUAUCGAAUGGCAACUAAUAAGCAACUACAUAAACUGAAGAAUCUGUCAAAAAUAGUAGUGUGUAGACUUCCAAUCCCAAUGUACCUUAUAUUUUGACUGUUACUUCCUAACCUAGAAUGGAUACUAGUGGGUUACUAAACGGUUACAUUUAGGGUGGUAUUCCAACUGUUCAAUAUAUUGGUC